ACACCAGUAUUGUACUGCGGCUGUGCUCAGAAACACGUUCUGGACGUUAGCGUUCUUUGUUUUCAUUUAUUGAUUAUUUUUGGGUGUGCGUGACAUUUUUUUCAAUAUUUUAAAACGUCAUAAUGUGCUCAAAUAUUGUUUAGCCUUUUAGUUGAGAAUUAGCAACGAAAAUUUUGGUCUCGGAGUUUAUUUUACUGAAAUGGGGAAUUCUAAGUCAAAGAAAGCUCAAAAGGAACCAGAUAGAUUUUUCGAGCGAGAAAGGUGGAAGGAACAACAGCGCGGAGAGAAAAGAAAGAAGCAUGCAAAUUGGGCGAACAGGCGGGUUGCUGCUAAAGAGCCACCGUUGAUGCCAGUAAUACCUGGUCCGUCACCGAUGCCAGGACCAUCAGCGCCACCACCACCUCAGAUCAGGUCCUAUGACGAGGAUGCCAUAGAUCGAAUGAGACGUCAAUUGAAUAAUGACUCUGAUGCCUUCCUUCUCAACAACAUUUUGCUAUCCGUGCAGUUUUUUGAAAAUUACGAAAGUGAAACGCAAAACAUUAAAAAUAAUCCCAUGAGCGAACGUGAGCAUUCAAUCAACGAGGCUAUGGUGCGCCGGAACAAGCACGUAUUUUUUGCUGACCGCUUGCAAGAAUGUGUACAUGAGCAUAUUUGCUAUCAAAGAAAGAAAGGCCAUCCCGCGGAACCACUUGUUGCGCCUAAGCUGUUUGUGAUAUAUGAUAACGUAGAAGCUAGCGAGCCAGGCGAUACCUCUGAUUAUAGCGCUGUCCUUGACGCUCCAUUUUAUAAAUUACGUAUAGAAGAUUGUAAAGAGCCAGGUUACGUGAAAUUGAAAAAAUUGGAGGUUUUAGAAAGCACUUUACACAAAGAAGUUGAAAAUCCGAUUGAGGAGCAUAAUAUGGAUGAUAGUAUUUACACAGAUUCAGAAAAAGAGUCGUUCGAAUCAGACGAUUCUCAUUACGUUUACAAAGGAGAAGAUCUGUUACGUAAAAUUCAAUCAAAGUUGCAAAUUCCCGAACAGAUUUCUUCGUCAAAAACAGUAGAAUUAAAUACGAUCGAAAUUGUAGAUGGUAGGAGACCUAGUGGACCUAUAAAACAAGUUAGUCUACAAGCUAUAAAAGGAGAUAUCUCUAACAUCAAUGAGCUACGUCAGAUCCUGUGUACUAAUGUACCACCUUUAACUGAAGAACAGAAUUUGGAUGACAUUAAUAAUAAUGAUGCACCUAAAAUGAAUGCGAAUACUGACGUACAAAACCGAUCCAGAAAAUCAAUCUUAAAAAAUUCUACAAGACUUAGCAGCGUUAAUCCAGUAAAUAAACAACAAAAUAAUUUAAAAAUUGCCAAUGAAAUAGGAGAUGACACCGAAACUUCUGGUUAUAGAUCAAAUUCAAGUAGCAGACAGAAUGAAUUCAGUGAAACAGAAUCUGACUACGGAUAUUCAACUAUAACAGAGGCUGCGACUCCUAAAAAAGUUGAACUUAAAAUGCAGUCCAAUUAUGCGUUAGCUUCUGGAGUUUUACCGGAAGAGUCUUGGACGGCGGUAGAGAUAAGAGCUUUAGAUAAUUGGAGCGACGAAGAUGAUGAGGAAGAAGUCGACACUGCUUCUAGUUCUUCAUUGCCUAAAACUUUGUACGAGAGAUAUUACUAUUUGAAUUCUGUGGGGUUUAUGAAUAAUUUUGUAGACAACUUUAUUAUUAACUUAGGUUCUGGACUUGGCCUGACCCAUGAUGCUGUGAGCAAUGCUUUGACACAAGGUGCUAGCAUUUACUGUGACUCCAUAAGAAUCGGCUUAAAUAUAGGAUAUGAAAUCUUUCCUGCCUUAAUUGCUGCAUGGCCAAAUACAGCUUGUCCGUGGAUAAUUCGCUUACGUAGAGCUAUACAAAAUCCUAGGACGAACUUUAGCUAUCAAUGGCCAACAAGGUAUAUGGUUAAUAAAGCUACAGGAUUUGGAUGUUUAUUGGUACCUGUUGGAUUCAGAUCUAAACGGGGCUCAAACCCAGAACAGACUUUACAAUGGAGGAUCCUCUUCCCGGCUGCUGAGCGCUACUUAGAAAGUUGUUUGGCGCAUUCUCACAUACGCUGCUACUUGUUUACUUUACUCUUACACAAAUCUUUCAUGGAAAAUGAAACUUCUAAGAUUGGAAUCGACGCCAGUCAUAUAAAAAACCAUUUAUUUUGGCAGUGUGAAGAUAAUUACGCCAAAUGGCCCGAAGACAGAUUAGGAGAAUCAUUAAGAUUAUUUCUCCGGAGUUUUUAUAUUCAUUUUGGACAGUCUAGAUUUCCGAAUUAUUUUAUCGAAAGCUGUAAUGAUUUUAAAAGUAUUCCGAAACCGUUACUGCUAAAACUCCAAAGACGAUUAGCUGAUAUAUUGGAGGCCCCGGUGAUGCAUAUGCUUUCGGCAUUGAGUAAAUUGAAGUAUAUGAAUCAGGAUUUUUAUCCAGAAUUUGACUGUCAUAGACUUUAUCAAAUUUUGACAUGUAAAAAUCCUUUACAUUUAAUAAACCCACAUAUCCCUACUACUGUUAAUAACUAUACUGAGAGUUCUGAUAGUGAAGGAGAUACGGGAGCCAAUUUCUGGGACAAUGCUAAAUCUAGAGACAAACAUUAUCAGUGGAAAAAAGAGAGACAAAAACAAAUACAAGAAAGAAGAAAGGCGCAUAUUAAUAACAAAAGGAGCAAGCUUAAUGCUGGCCAGAACGAAAUUAAAACUAAUAUCAUUUUACCAGCGAAAAUGGAAACGGAGCGCAAACGUCUAGUUCUAGAGUUUUUUAUUCCUCACUUUAUUGCCAUGGCAAGAUCCAGUGAAAAAUUUGAAGCUGUAAAACAAUCAAUUAUAUAUUUAGAACAAGCUCAGAGACUUUGCAUGCUUCUGUUAGAGGAACCAGCUGGUGAUGCGACUGCAAAUGAAUAUUUAGACAUCAUUAGAGAUAAGCUAUCUGACUGUCAACGGAAACUUGCGGUGCAAGGUCGUUACAUAUUACCUCAUCGAAAAGAAAACAAAAUGGAUCGAAGCUAUAAUAAGCCUAUACGAAAACAUCGUCCUAAAUUUGAACAAAUUGUUAGUCAAGAUUCUCCUGUUGAAAAUCAUGGUAUUUCAGCGUUCACGUUCGCAGAUAUACACGAUGAUGUUACUUCGAGCAUUGAAACCAAGCCCAAUAUCAGGAUAAAUGAUAUUACCACAGCUGAGGAAUCAAGAUUAUAGUUUUCGUUAUUUCAUAAGUAGAGUACCAAUUACAGAAAAUUAUUACUUUCAAUAAAAUUAAAUGUAUGUUAAUUUGGAAUCUCGUCUUAUAAUGAAAUGUAAAUAUUGCAGUAAAGUAGCUCUUUGUUCGUAUUGAUAAAACUAUUUGAGAAUUAGCACCUAAUAAAGACUUAAAUUUGUUUAUUAAAAAUAUUGUUAAAAUUACAAUAGUUUAGUUGCUAGGCACUCAUAAUAUUAUGUUAAUUUUAUUUUUAAAACAUAUUUCGUCUUUCUCUAAGAUAUUCUUGGAAAAUUUAAUUUCUAAUAAUUUUCUUUAAACGCUACUUUUAGUUAAGAUUAGAAAGAAUAAGAUGAAAGUGAUAUAUUUAUUCGACGUGUAUCUUUCUGAAAAUGGGGCAUUACAACAACAACUCUGUCUUAAGAGUUGUUCAGAAAUGAUAUUUUUGUUUUUAAUUUCCCGUUUAUGGAUCAGUAUAUUUUUCUGAAUAAAGUUUAAAUAGAUAGAAUACAAAGGUCGUUAAUACAAUAGAGUUCAGAUCAAUUGAGUUUUGAUCUCAUGUCUCAAGACGCUUUAACUUUGUAAGAAAAUACUCAAAACCAGGCUAGAUGAGCUCUGUUGUUGAUCUACUUAAAGAACUGGUUCUUGAAAUUGUAUGGAUUCUCUUAUGUUUUCCACUCAAAAAGUA
This is a messenger RNA of Bombyx mandarina (wild silkworm), 3888 nucleotides long. RefSeq lists its product as uncharacterized. The record is from RefSeq and is a predicted model, not a curated record. Lineage: Eukaryota; Metazoa; Arthropoda; Insecta; Lepidoptera; Bombycidae.